GGGCAGGGUGUUACAUUUGUGAUAAAGAAGAUGAUCUAACAACUUCUGAAGAAGACGAGGAUGAGAUACAACUACUAGGAGUAGAAAUUGAAGAAGAAGGAUGCAACAUUGAACUUACACUCAUCCAAACCUUUUUGGGUUCGUGAUAAGAGGUCGAAUUUUUUAACCACUUGACAGCUUUGAAUACUUCCUACAUCUUCUCCAAUCUGAAUCAAGGAGUACACCACCUACCAAGGCAUCCACCAUUGGGAAAACCCAGGAGGAAGAGCUCAAGUGUAAUGAUCCCAUGCACCUCUGAUUCAAAGUUCAACAAAACCUUUUAAACCGAGCAUUGAAGAAGAGUGGAAGAGAAUUCAAACAAGGAUGGUCAACCUCAUAUGUAGAAACUAGGAAAGGAGCCACUAGAGGAGCAACCAUCUCAAUCAAUUUAACCAAAGGAGGAGCUUCAAGAGGAGCCACCUAUCAUGAAUGCUGAUGAUCAGACCAACACGGAGUCCAACUUAGAAGAAGAGCAAGAUGCCCUCACCUUCAAAGAGAUCGUGGAGGAGUUCAUCAAUGAAAAUAUAUCAUCUACCUGAAUGGAGGAAACUUCAAGCCACACCUAUCAAGAGUUCAACUUGAUUUGGGAGGAGAAAACUGACGAAGACUGCAGCUUCAAUCUUGGAGAAGAAGAAAAAUUCUACAUCACCCUCUACAACAAAUGAAGAAGCGCAAGGAGUAGCCAUUCCACCUACUCCAAGAAAUGAAGCUCUAUGCAUAGAAUAACCAAAAUUUUGAGAGGAUGAACCCAUUCAAGAUCCCCUUAUAUCACCUUCUCAAGGAUCUGCACAAACUUUGGAAAACAAGAACCUUGAAGAAUAAGGGUUGAGUAAGAAGAUUUCACCAUUCACAAGGACAUUCUUGGUAAAAAUAUGGAGGAUGUUGUUCCUAAAGUUGGAGACCAUGAAGAAAAUUUUGAAGACAAGGUGGAGAUACAUCAAUGAGUCAAACUAGAUCUCAAUAGACUACUUGAUGAAGAUCCAUUUUCAGCAUUUCUGGAAAGCAACCACGAGACCAUAGCUUCAUAUCUAACCCAAAGAGGGGAAUACAUGAAUCCCUUAUUGUUGUGUCGCCACCUCUACCACAAUGCCAAAAAUUAAAAUUUUAAAUUGUGGGGUAAAAGGUGCAAGGUGGAGACUAAGGUGGCUUAUGCUUCAUGGUCCACUUUCAAGCCAAAAGAAGAAGGAUGUACACACUUGCAGCUUGUAGUCAAAACAACGGAUUUCAAGAAAGAAUUAAGUUUGGGUCCUUGAGGGAUGAAGAGCUAUGCCUAGCUCGAAGGCAUAAAAGAAAGAGUGUUUCAUGGGAGGCAACCCAUGUCUGGCAUCCAACUUAAUGAUGUAAAAUAAAACUGCUAUCAUGAAGACAACCCGAAUUUUUCAAGGAAGCUCAAUUCCAAGGAGAUUUUUCUAGGAAGGAGAAUUUGUGAAGACCCAUCUUUGUAAGAUGGUGGAAAAAAGAGAAGGAUCAUCAAUGCAAGGAAGCAAGAGGGAGAAAGCCAUUCAAGGAGAUAUGGAGACAAAGUCAAUGGAGCCUGCUCAAGCCCUCACAAUGGAGGCAUCUCAAGCCAAGAAGGAGAACAAAGUUGAUGAAAUAACCUUUAAGGAGAUAGCCAUCCAUGAAUAAGCCUCUCAAUUCCCCUCAAUGGUGAAGAAGAUGAUAGAAGCUUUGGGAGGAGAAGAGAGUGUUGUACCACUAUUGGAGAGCAUCAUUGAUAUGAAGAACCCAAAGGAGAAGCUCGAGCAACUUCCGGAGAAGGAGAAGAUUGAGAAGACUAGCAUCAACUCAACCCCUUAUGGACGUAAAAACUCAUUAGUGUGUAUGAAGAGAAGGAGGAUCCUAGUCAUUGCACGAUCAACUGUCUCCUAGAUGACCAUUACGUAGAGCAAGGUUUGGUAGAACUUUGCUCUAGUGUCAACAUCCUACAACUUCCUCUCUACCAAGAUAUGGAUCUUGCUGACAAGGAAGAUAUAUAUAGAGAGAGAUCAAGAUGGCGGAUAACACCCCAUGUCAACAUCUUGGAGUAGUUCAAGAAGUAAGCACCCAAAUUGGACCUUUCAUCUUCUUUCUAAACUAUGUGGUGAUUAAGAUGAAGAUAGAGGGGUAUUCCUUGAUCUUUGGAAGACCAUUUCUGACCACUUUUCAUGCUGUGAGAUCACCCCAUAUGUAGGAGAGAUCGUGCAUCGAGUAGCGGGGUCUAUUGAAGACAAUGAGGAAGAGAAGACCAUUGAAGAUGAUGAUUUAAAGGAGAAUGAAGAGAUGGAGCCAGCGAUAGAGAUCAAGACUCGAUCAAGAUCUCUAUAUGAGGAUUUCUUACAUACAACAUAUCAUCACUACGAUGAGGAUUUGGAAUGGGGAGAAAAGUUGAAAGAAGCUCAGCCAACUCCUGAUUUGAAGCUAACACAAAUGGCAUUCAAGAUAGUUAGUACAAUGUCAAAGAUGAUAAUUUUGAGGAGAAUGAAGAGAUGGAGCCAGAGAUAGAGAUCAAGGCUCAAUCAAGAUCUCUAUAUGAGGAUUUCUUACAUACAACCUAUCAUCACUACGAUGAGGACCUGGAAUGGGGAGACAAGUUGAAAGAAGCUCAACCAACUCCAAAUUUGAAGCUAGCACAAAUGACACUCAAGAUAGUCAGUACAAUGUCAAAGAUGUUGCUAGAUAAGACUAAAGAGCUGGAGUAUGAAGCAUCAAAGGACUUUUAAGAUUUCAUACACCAAAUUGGAUUCACUCCACGUCCUUUUGGAGUCUACCACGAUCAUAACGACUGGAUGGAAGAUGAAGAGACAUUAGAACUUGAUUAGCCAUGCGAUGAGGGCAUGUUCUUCGAUUGGAAGUAAGAUCUAUCCCUUGUUUUUCUUUGGAGGAUUUAAAGCACUUGCCCUCUCCUUUUUUUUCUUUUGUUUGUUGUAGAAUCUUCCUAAAUAUGAUAAGUGUUGCCUAUGCCUCUAUUUUCGAAACUUGUACAAUCAAGUUAGGUACCUUGUUUUCAAACUUUACCAUAGCUCACUAUCUUUUAGUCCAUUGAGGACAAUGUCCAUUUUUGAAUUGGGUGAUACUUGUUACUUGACUAUGCUUGAUGCAUGACAUAUUUGUAGUCAUUCAUAGUGGAUGAUACAUAGAUGCAUCUUAUUAAUGAGAUUGUAUGCAUGAUUAUCUAGAAUGAGAUACCUAAACAUUACUUUCUCUUGCUUGCUUUUUUGUUUCUUUCUUGCAUUGGUAUAUGACACAAAAUGAAGGGCACCUCAACCCACUAGUUUACUUUUCCUUGAAUUGCAUACUCGAUACAUUAAGUUAGAUUGGAGUAGUUAUUAUACCAGUGACACACAAUGCUCACUUCUCACAACAACAAACAAGCUAAGCUUGAUCGUUGCUCAACGCCGCAAACCAUCAACUAGUUCGCUGGUCUAUCAAUUGAACCACACCAAACUCAAGUAGUUGGACAAGUGCGGAUUUAGGGCUGGGCCACCCCGGGCCCAAGCCCAGCCCUCCUCCGGGUUUAGAGCUAGUAUAGUACUUGUGAUUUUCUCAAAUUUAGGUAUUCAGUCCAUUAUUAUUUAAAAGUACGCCAUUGUUAUUUAAUAAUAAGAUUUUGUGUAACUAGAUCAAUGGUCUAGAUGAACAUAUCCAAACCUCAAAGUCUAAAAUGUAAAAAACCAAAAGUAUAAAG
This is a messenger RNA of Linum trigynum, 3703 nucleotides long. NCBI's taxonomy places the organism in Eukaryota, Viridiplantae, Streptophyta, Magnoliopsida, Malpighiales, Linaceae. The record is from the annotation of a GenBank genome assembly.